Messenger RNA from Toxotes jaculatrix (banded archerfish), 3425 nucleotides. It is a transcript of the gene nfkbid, whose product is annotated as NF-kappa-B inhibitor delta. The record is from RefSeq and is a predicted model, not a curated record. Gene Ontology annotation, cellular component: nucleus. Bases 119 to 1498 code for a protein of 459 amino acids. Gene Ontology annotation, molecular function: protein binding. The transcript is spliced from 12 exons. Lineage: Eukaryota; Metazoa; Chordata; Actinopteri; Toxotidae. Gene Ontology annotation, biological process: regulation of gene expression.
CUUCAGUUCUUCUAUCACUGCUUAGACGAGCUGUGUGAAUCAGUUUUAUCCCGUUUUGAACAGAUCGGUGGCUCAGAGGACGACCUGUUGACAGCUUCAAAGCAAAACCGUUUCUGACAUGCACUUUGAUAAGUCGCCAAAGGAGAAGCCGUGUUGCACUCUGCCCACAGUGAAGAAACUCUUGGAGGAGAAGAGAAGGCGUGAGACGUCCUCUGUGCCACCGUCCUGCUCUACAGCGAGCACAAGUCCUAUUCCUCCAAAUACUGUCACACAGUUGUCCUCAUCAGAACUAUUUACCUGUACAGGUGCAUCAAGCAGCUACUCAGACAUGGCAGUUAGCUAUGAGCAGUGGCCCCCAACAUCAGAGCCUGCACUCAGUUACUACUCGAGCCAACCAGGACCCAGCUAUGCUACAGCCUACAGCCUCCCAAUGACGUCUGAAUAUGGCACAUCGCAGCCAGUCUCAGUAUUUGGAGAUACAAUGUCUCAGACAUAUCAGGAGUGCCCGAUGACAGUCGCAGAUCCCAGUAUGGCUUCAUCUUGGCCACUUCUGAGUCCCAGUCAGACCACACAGCUGAGUUUUGGUUCGUCGAUGGAUGCCACCAAACUGGAGGAGGCCAGGAUGCUGCUCAACGGGAUGGAUUACAGCAGAGCCACUGGACAGGACGAAGACGGAGACACCAUCCUGCACAUCUACACUGCCAAGGGACUCAGAGAGUGUGCCUUUGCUGCUGCGGAGAGGCUGAGGGAUAUAGGGAGGCUUGAUGCCAAAGAACACAAGGGAAAGACUGCUUUACUGGUGGCAGUGACGGCAAACCAGCCGGAGAUUGUACAAGAUCUUCUGUUGUUAGGAACAGACUUCAAUGCUUGUGAUGUUAAAGGACAAACAGCCCUUCAUCUGGCUGCCCACUAUGGCUUCCCUGGGGUUCUGCAGGCAAUUUUGUCUAGCAGACCUGCGGUCAACCUGGAGGCCCGUAAUUUUGAAGGUAUGACUCCUCUGCACUGUGCAGCCAUUUCUCACAGUGUUACCAUGAAGGCUUUGGCUACCAGUGGGAUGGCAGAUGUUAGCCUUCAAACCAAGGCAGCGGAGAAGCUUUCCUGUGUGCAGAUGCUGCUUUCUGCAGGGGCAUCCCUCCACAGCCAGGAAAUCAAAAGUAACAAGACUGUGCUGCACUUGGCUGUGAAGGAGGGGAACAUUGAUCUGGUGCGUUAUCUGCUGAGGAUUCCCCUGCCAAACAUGAAAGACUUUGUCAACAUGAAAGCUCAUGGUCACACAGCUUUACACAUGGCAGCUGGUCUCCAUGGUAACCCCCACCAGGAGGAGAUCCUGCGGCUGCUGCUGAGCAGAGGAGCUGAUCCCAGUAUCCGCAACCUGGAGAACGACCAGCCAGCUCACCUGCUGCAGAGUGGUCUUCAGGGAGAGCAGCUCAAGCUGAUGCUGAAGAAACGCAGCGCUUCCUCUCGUCGGCGUAACAUGUCCUUGCAGGACCAGGAAUAAUUCAGAUCACUUGUAAUCCCCAUUUGGAGGGAAAGAGUCUUUGAGAUGUUUCCUCUGUUGAGAAGGGGAUAUACAGUUUCUAUGAUGAGGUUCUGGGAGUCUCUGGCCUAUAUAUUAUUAACAAACUGGUUUGGCAAAUUAAUCUUUAGAUGUAAUUCACAUUGGAUUAGACAAAUGAUGCUUUAAUGCAUAAAGCUUAAAUUACUUGUGAUUUAGUGUCUGUAAAGAUGCAGUGCUUUAUUUAUUUUUUUAUGCACAGACUUAAGUAUUCAUGUACGUUUUCAUUCAUGUAGGUGAAGCAUUUCAUUCCAAAAUGCGAUAUCCUCUGACAAGCCUUUUCUCAAAAUGCUCCUGUUGUUGCUGACAAAAAAAUUUGCGUUAAAAUUUCUGACAUUUUAAUUUAUGUAUUUAUUUUUGUCAAAAUGGAUUUUUAACAUUUUGAAAUGAAAACAUUUAAAUGAACAGAAUUGAAGAGCAUUAGUUAUCUUCAAAAAGUAGAAGGUAUGAAAGGUGCUAUGGAAGGUGGAGUAAUAUUCAUUUUCCAGUCAGGCUACACUCCCAGUUGUAUGUUGAUUUCUGUGAAAUCGUAAGUAUGAACCCCAGGACAAUGUCCCUGAAACCCCUCUGACUCUCUUGUCAAAACCCCCCAUCAUGAUAAGUUAUCAUAUUGAUACACUGAGUGAUGGUUUUGAUUUCAGUCAGCAUGUGUGCUUCUGUUAAGAAUGCGUGUGUUAAAAAUGAGAAUAAUCGAUCAUAUAAUUUAACAUAUCAUUAUGUGUCUGACUUCUGGUACGGUUUUCUCAAUGGAAUAAGAAACUUUACUGUGUAAAACUAUUAUGUAUUUGAAACUGAAUGAACAAAGAAAGUUCUUUCUUAUCACAAAGACAUUACAUGAGUAAGCGCGGUGACAAAUUGUCUGACUAACUGUACAUUUUAGUCAUGAGUCAUGAAUAAAAGUACAAUAACACUGUAUUGAAAGUUCCAUCUGAUUGUUUUGAUGUUCAGGGCAACCUUUGAGUAGCCCCACUUUACACAGUUACAGAAAUUAGCCGGAUGGAAAUUACACCAUCCUACUACAAAGCUGUAACUACUGCAGUUAUUUACACUCACACUGAAGGAGUGUUUAUUUUGCAAGCCCGAAAUCUCGUGACUUUUACUGACAAAGAACCUUAGUCAUAAACGAAAUUAGAUUUGGCUUUGACUGUAAUUUGAGUGAUAAACAAGGUUUGAACUGUCUCCCACCUAUGUGUCAUCUCUGAUGUUAGACAUGUUGUGAAUUCCUGUAAAGCAGAAAAGAAUAGCCAGUCUCAUAAAUAAACAAUAUUAUGAUAUUUUCUCAUUUCUUCAUCACAUUGCCCUAAUCUUAGAAUAAUUUCAAGCUACAUAAUUCCUAAUUCAGAUUAUUAAAGACACUGAUAAAAAUCAUGUUGAGAAGACCUUUAUUUGAAACAGUGGUCUCAUUGUGUUGGUUUUACAGGUGAUCAUUUCAUCUUUAAUCCCAUUUACCUUAACUUUUAAUGGAAGAAACCGCUAAUAAUAUAAACCAAAACCAAUAUUUUAAUAUACAUUUUAUUUGUCAAACCAUUUUAUAAAUGUAAUACAUUAUGGAAAGUUAUUGUUAAUUUUCAUCAGGAUAUUAUGGUUGCCUCAUUUUGCCUUGUUUAUUUUAUUUUAUUUCUACAUUCCAUUUGGUCUAUUGGUUUCUUUAUUAUGUUGUCAUGCUAUUUCCUUUUUUUUUUAAAGGCAACUAAAAGAGAGAAAAAUAAAAGGUAAAACACAAUUGUUACAAGUAAUUAAUGCAUGCAAUUGUUCGCUCAUUGAUACAAAAUGGUCACGUCUCUAUGUAAUCAUGCUCUUAAUUUCAUUGUUUUACGAGAGUAGUAUGUAAAAGAAAAGAGACAACAAUUGUUGCAUUUGUCUUAUUAAA